AUGUCAAGGCGUUUAAAGACCGUGCCCCUGGUCUUUUGGUUCCCCCAUUCGUGUCGCGCUCCCUCUGCUUCUGCUAUGUUCGUCUCCCUCCGUCGCCGCAAACGCAAAACACCUCCCACGACUGUUGCUGAAUCGACCUUCACUCACUCCUUGGAGUCGUGUGAAGAAGACUUGCUUCUGGUGAAGCCUUCCAAAAGCUCCACUACCAACUGCGCAAUGGCUGCAGUGGAAGAGAAAGUACAUGCUCCUCGUCGUUCUCCUAAAUUCUUAGACGAGCUUACUUCAAGUCCCAAAUCCGAAGCACUUGACCUACCGCGCAAUGUCCCACCUGCUGACAUGCGCCAACGCGAUAACUCAGAACUUUGGGUCACGAUGCACUCCGCACGACCUUCAUAUGCCAACAAAGAUGGUUUGAGGGAUACUGCGGAUCAACGCACACAAUCGGAUGAUAGCACGAUGGGACUUGUAAUCGAGGCCUCCAGUGACACGCUCUCUGGACAAGUCCAGGCUCUGGGACGCCAUGCGUUGGAAGGAGUGCCGACCUUGCUGAGAACGCUUGAGGCGCUAGCAAGAGUUCAUCCAUUUGUCGAAUUGGCAUUCAUUCCUUUCAAACUCCUGUACCAUCUGGAAACAAAACGUCGAGACAACGAUCAUCGACGCGCAGCUCUGUUCACGGUCAUCAAAGAUGCGAUGCUCGCAUUGGUCGAACUCGAAUAUUUUACCGAAGAUUAUACUGCAUACCGAACUACGCCUGCUGGCCAGAAGAUUAAGUCUCGCAUUGUAGCCGUUUGCGAGCAGAUGCAAAAAGACAUCCAUGGGUGCUAUAAUGAGCUCUCUGCGCAUGACCGCUCAGCACCAGCCAUUCAUUUUGUUCGAGCUGUAGGCCGGAACAAAAUUCUCGCGGAUUACGGUGCGCGGUUCAAGGCGACCCGAGAAGACUUGGUGUUUGCUUUGCAGAUUGAAAACGCUCUGGCUGUCAACAAAAUGCGUCAUAUGUUGGAAGAGCAGCUCAUUCCAAAAACAACCCCUUCGUCGUCCCCAGUCAUCCCUGCUACCCGCACCGACUCGCGAGAUCCGCCUGGUCGUCCCAGCUUACUCCGACUACCGACCUACCCACCUGAUAUUCUCAGCGCGCAAGACGAAUGGAAGCUUAACAAUAUGAUGGAUCCGACAUCCGCGCAAAGCAUCAGCAACUCGGCUCAAUUGUCUUCAGAGAUCGAGUGUCUCUCCCAAAUCGAGGACACGAGCUGGAAGGGUGUCCUCGCUUUACGGCAACAACUGCUUCUCGGUCAGAGUCGAGGGUUAAAAUUCCACAACGACGUUGGUCGGGAUAGACCCCCAGGACCCCCAGAGUCGACAACCACCACAAGUCGUGUAUCGUCUGCCUUGCUUUCGAUGCCACGUUCGCAGUCGUUCUCAACCUCCUCCGCGUUUCCUUCCCCGCAGCUUCCUCCUUACACUCGACUGCCUGUUACGCCUGGUCCGGGCGGGAGUCCUCGUACACCGCCGAUGUAUUGGGACUUCGAGCUUGAAGCAGGGGGCUAUUUUGCCAACAGGCCUCCCCCACGUAACUUGUUGGACCCACGGCUGGGAACCAUUGCGCCAUGGGGCGAAUCACCGAGUUCGACUGUUGUCGGGGACGGCAGUCCUUUUGUCGUCGGUCUCGAUAUCUCGGGCGCUGGACACUCCGAUGAUUCAAUAUAUCGCACAAAUAUCCAUCGUGGAUGGUCGCUCGGCGCCGUUUCUCAAGAGAUUGCAAGUGUUUUUCUAACUAUUCUUUGGGGACACUGGGAGCAGUUCAGACGGAUUAACCUCUCGCAGUCCUCAACUGCCACAGGGACGACCGCAGCACACACCGACAAUGUCGAUGCAAGCGAUAGCGAUGCCGACUCGGAUAACGAUGACGGGACUGUAAUUGGCGACUCUGAUUCUGACGACGGACCAAUAUACAUGCGGUCAGUUCCUCGGAAGCAGAUGCCAGCUGCACCACCGCUCCAGAAAACGGAGUCAAACUCAUCCGUCAAGUUCCUCCACGAUAUGCCUGGGUUUUUGAAAGUGGAUGUAGAGGAAGAAAAACACGCGGAGCCUGACUGGCCCCGAAUCGUAACCGUCUACUUCGUAGUCUCCGUGGCGACUUCGAUUCGGUUCUAA
Mycena indigotica is the source of this 2151-nucleotide messenger RNA. RefSeq lists its product as uncharacterized. The record is from RefSeq and is a predicted model, not a curated record. The transcript is spliced from 14 exons. Lineage: Eukaryota; Fungi; Basidiomycota; Agaricomycetes; Agaricales; Mycenaceae. Bases 1 to 2151 code for a protein of 716 amino acids.